Pomacea canaliculata is the source of this 1654-nucleotide messenger RNA. RefSeq names its product putative tyrosinase-like protein tyr-3. Gene Ontology annotation, molecular function: oxidoreductase activity. The coding region runs from base 161 to 1519 and encodes 452 amino acids. Lineage: Eukaryota; Metazoa; Mollusca; Gastropoda; Architaenioglossa; Ampullariidae. The transcript is spliced from 6 exons. The record is from RefSeq and is a predicted model, not a curated record.
CCACCCUGCGUGUCAUGGAGGGGGACAGAUCGCCACGUCGCCAUCGGUUCAGUGGCGCCGCAGGCAAGCGAUUCAGAGAGAUAAGGAACACCAGUCGGAGUUUGAGAGACUGGUCUCAACCUGCCAAUUCAUCUGUUUGUGGUCGGUACUGCAAGACUUAAUGGCGGCCCUGCUGUCGCUGCGGCUGAUGACACUGGUGGCCGUGUUCGUGACGACGUUGCUUCCACCAUGUGUUGACCCCCAGUUUCCUUCAGCCAUCACCACCCCAAAUGUAAGAGAUUCGUUACGACUGGUUAAUAUUCUCAUCCGUCGACCCAUCGGACCGGUCAGCGUCAGGCGGGAAUGCCGCAUGCUCAACACCUCGGAGUUCGAGCGCAUCACGGAUGUACUAAACAGGGCUAAGCGGGAUACGAGAGUUCGACCAAAUGUCUACGAUGCCUUCGCCUUCUUGCACGCGAAUCCAGACGUCAACGUCGGCGCCCACCAAGGCCCCGGAUUCCUACCAUUUCAUCGGGUUUUUGUCUUCUUGUUCGAGAAGCUUCUGCGCAUGUACGACCCCACGAUCUCCCUCUGCUACUGGGAUUCGAGCCUCGAGCCCACCCUGCCCGCCUCCUCUCCCACCUGGACAUCCCGACUUUUCGGCACCCCUAGCGGAGUGGUACAGAGCGGCUUUGCGGGCGGAUGGAUGACUCCUCUCGGCCCUCUGACCCGCAACGUGGGGCAAGUGGGCAGGCCCUACAUCGCUCAGGACCUGGAGAGGAUCCUACAGCGGGACUUUCUGGGAGAGAUCUCUUUUCCUGCCGGCGACGUUGACAACAACUUGGAGGAAAAGCACAACUACGUCCAUUCUUUUGUGGGUGGUCUCAUGGGACAGGUAGAGACAGCCUCAUACGACCCCAUUUUCUGGUUCCACCACACCAUGGUCGACUGCCUGUACGAACUGUUCCGCGAACAGCAGCGCAAGAAGGGCAUCAACCCCAUGCGGGACUGGCCGGCGGACUACGGGGAACCCGCCCACGCUCCCUUCGCCGCCAUGCGCAUGGGUCGCCUGCGGAUGAUCGACGGCGCCAACGACUUCUUCACCAACCGCACCUUCCGCUGCCUGCCGUCGCCCAUCUUCUGCACCUCCAACGCCGACUGCGGCGCCUACAUGCGUUGCAACCCGGCCACCUCCCGCUGCUUGUCCGACACGCUGGACGUGGUGCCGGCCAGCUCGGGUGCAGCCAGCGACCUGAACACCCUGCUGAACGGCCUGGGUGGCCCGAGGUCCGUCAACAACCUCCUCAACUCCGCCCCGGCCCGCGGCUUCAAUCAACUGUUCCAGGCGCCGUCGCUGGACGCUCUGAGCGCCAGCAGCUUCUUGCAGAGCAUCGGCGACUCCAGGUUCGGAAGCGGGACGCUGGGAAGCAGUGUCUUCUCUAGGGGUCGUCUGCCACCAGCAAUCUAUUUUCAACAGGCUUCAAUAACGUCUGAUGACAUCUUGUUCUUCUUGGCUAUUUUCCCCCGCAGAUUGUUCUGACAGGGGCUUGCUUAGAGUUUCCAACAACAAAAAGUAAACGAACUCAUUUAUUGUAAAAGGAAAACUUUGAAAAAUCAUACCGUUAAACAAAAUUUCUGUAUCCAUAAAAAAAUAUUUAAAGAAUUGAAGCCAAAA